Hyaloscypha bicolor E is the source of this 1156-nucleotide messenger RNA. Its product is annotated as glycoside hydrolase family 105 protein. NCBI's taxonomy places the organism in Eukaryota, Fungi, Ascomycota, Leotiomycetes, Helotiales, Hyaloscyphaceae. The transcript has a single exon. Gene Ontology annotation, biological process: carbohydrate metabolic process. The coding region runs from base 41 to 1156 and encodes 371 amino acids. The record is from RefSeq and is a predicted model, not a curated record.
GCGCCUCCAUCGUUUUGCAACCACACUUCGAGCAUUCAGAAUGCCCACCACGUUCGAGGGGAUCGAUGCCGCAAAAAUGCACGAAGCAAUCAAGCUACUCACGAACAACCUUGUAAAUAUUACCGACACGACUGGCGAGUUCCUCCUUACUCUUCCCGAUGGCCGAGUGAUCGAUACAAAAGGGUGGAACGAUUGGGAAUGGACACACGGGGUUGGCCUUUAUGGGCUCUACAAAUACUACUCCCUAACAGGAGAUGCCCCCACGCUCAAAAUCGUUGAGGAUUGGUUUCGUGAUCGAUUUGCGGCAGGUGGUACGACGAAGAAUAUCAACACGAUGGCAGCGUUCCUGACACUUGCAUAUGUCUACGAGGAGACGGGGAACCAGGCAUACCUGCCGUGGUUGGACUCCUGGGCUGAGUGGGCGAUGUAUGAUCUGGAGAGGACGGAUUACGGUGGCAUGCAGCAUGUUACGUAUCUGACACCGAAUACGCAGCAGCUAUGGGACGACACGCUGAUGAUGACUGUGCUGCCUCUGGCGAAGAUUGGAAAGAUUCUCGGGAGGCCGCAUUAUGUCGAGGAAGCCAAGAGACAAUUUCUGCUGCAUAUCAAAUAUCUGUUUGAUCCUCAGACUGGUUUGUUCUUCCAUGGCUGGACGUUCGAGAAUGGCGGGCAUAACUUUGCGCGGGCGAGAUGGGCGAGGGGAAAUUCGUGGCUUACGAUCGUGAUCCCCGAGUUUAUCGAGCUGCUAGACUUGCAUGACCGGGACCCAAUACGAAUACACUUGAUUGAUACUUUGGAGGCGCAAUGUCGGGCAUUGAAGAAGUACCAGGACCAGUCAGGGCUGUGGAGAACUCUGUUAGAUCACAGCGAUGAAGGUUCGUAUGUCGAGGCAUCGGCGACCGCUGGUUUUGCAUUUGGUGUGUUGAUGGCGUUGAGGAAGAGGUAUAUUGGGAAGGAAUAUGAGGAGAUGGCAAUCAAGGCAGUGAAAGCGGUGAUAGCUCAGAUAGAUGAGAAGGGCGAGCUUCAGAACACAAGUUUUGGUACAGGUAUGGGUGAUUCUUUGCAAUUCUACAAGGAUAUUCCCAGGACGAGCAUGCCUUACGGUCAAGCAAUGGCCAUAAUGGCGCUCGGAGAAUUGUUGCGGAAGUUCAUAUGA